CUUUCCGUCGUCGGUAAUCACGAGUAACGAGCCUCCAUUCCGCUCUGUUGCUCAGCCGGUCGCAGACUCGAAUACACGGCCACCGCUUUCUCCUCCUCCGCCGCCGGCCGCCGUUCACACAGACGUGCUUCGCAACUUUCCGAUUUUGGCCGGUUGAUUGAUUGAAUUUCAGGUUACUCUUGUUCGUAUCUCUUUACAUUAAUCUUUUUCUUUUCCAAAUUCCUGUGAAGCUUUUCGUGGAGUCUCUUUCUGCCAAAAGAUGUGUCCUUUUUUCCAGAUCCCCAUUCUUUCUUGAAAUUUUCUACUCCUCUGGGCACUGGGUUUUCCAGAAUCCAUCGGGUUGUUUGGAUUAAUUUCAAGCACAUUGACUUGUGGAGGAUACAAAUUAUAGUAGCUCUAGGUUAUUUGCGCCGAUAACUUGAAUCCUGAAUCAGAAAAAGCUAACUAAUCUACAGGUUGAUGAGCCCCUGAAUUCUGAAUCUCUGUUGUGUCUGGUAAUGUUUGCAGUGCUUGGUCCAGGGAAAUGAGUUCAAGAACACUACAAGCUGCAAAGGUGUAUCGGGACCUUCUGAAAUCCAUCAGAAAGAACAUUGGGAAGGAAGGGUACAAGAGCCACUUCGGAGAAUUCGUGACGCACGAGUUCAGGAACAGCUCUAAUCUCUCAACAGAUCAAUCAUGUAUACAGCAGAAAAUCAAGCUCGCCCGUGAUUACACUUUCCAACUCAAUAGUGUCCAGCAUCACAAGGAUCUGCUGAUUUCUUACAACAUUGCGGUGGAUAGGUCUGAUGAGAUGAAGAAAGUUCUAGGGAAGUCUGCAGCUAGUGUUGGUCUUCAGCUUCCUGAUGUGUACCAGGCUUAGAUACCCUGCCUUUGCCGUCUUCUUCUCCUCCUCCUUUUUUGGUUUCUCAAGCAUCUGACUUCUCCCAGCGAUGGUAGUAUACACAGUUUUACAAUGUGAACCAAUGACUAUAAUGUCCUGUCUUGGUUUGUUUGUUCGUCAAGAUUCAAUAAUAAUAUUGUGCAAUAUGAAUUGUGACCAUGUAUUCUGAUUAGAUCCUGAUGUUACUUACUGCAAAUCUGCCAGCUUUCUUCUCUAUCUUCACUGGAUUCUAAUCUCUCAAGUUUCAUCCUUUUUUGGAAGUUCCUGUUGUGGCUGUUGAAUGUUGAUUCAUGCCUUGGGAAGAAAUUUUGGUCGGUAAACCAAUCCAAAAAACAAAAAAGGAAGGUAAAGAUGAGACAAAGCACGCUGAGAUUCAUCCAUCCGUCAAACCAACUAGUGAAGCUGAGACUGUUGGGUUGUUCACUUGUUCUUCUGAAGAAACAAAAUCCGAACGCCUUCCGGAUUACAGAACAGAAAUAAAACUGAAACAGGACAAUCUAACCCGCAGCUGGGUUCAUGUGUUUGUUGUCUGAUUCAUGUACUAGAUACAAGGCCAAAUCUCAAAGCAAAAAACUUCGCGCUGAGAACGUCACACGUGUCCCACCAAUCUCACAGACGUGGCAGCUGCAGAAAACUGCCACUGCAAUACCUUUCACCCCGUCCUUUCUUCUUUCCUUUGAAAUCCUGCCGUCCAUCUCUUUUAUACUUCUUCCUAGCCUGCGCUGGAUCAGUCUGUGCCUCUCCUCCAUCUUACUCGCCAAGAAGUGUAAAUUUAGCUGUGUCCUGAAGGAAGAGAAAAGGCUGGGGUGAAAAUGGGUUCAGAGACAUUCCUAGAGGUGAUAUUGGCCAUUCUCCUACCACCGGUUGGUGUCUUUCUUCGAUAUGGCUGUGGGGUAAGUCACUGAUCAUUCAGAUCCAGUCCAAUCCCCUCCCAUCUGUUCCUUUUCCUUUUCUGUCUCGCACUCUUUUAGAAAUGUAACUAAUGGAUUGACGGAAAUUUACAUUGAUGGCAGGUGGAAUUCUGGAUAGACUUGUUGUUAACGCUGCUUGGGUACAUUCCUGGUAUAGUAUACGCCAUUUAUGUUCUGGUGGGAUAGCAGCAGCAGCAGCAGAAAAAGGCUUAAAGAGAGAGAGAGAGAGAGAGAGAGAGAGAGAGAGAGAGAGAGAGAGAGAGAGAGAUCUGGGGAGUUCUUGCCCUUUCUCCUGUCUUAGAUUCCAUUCUAUGUUGUUUUGGUGUAAUUCAGGAUGUUGUUGCAGGGUUUUGGUGUUUCAUACUAUUGUUUUUUUGUAGUUCUGUACGUUUAAUUAAAUGGUACAGCUUUUCUCCUUCUAGGAUGCAAUUCUCCAUUUGUUCAACCAUCGGUCAGUUCCUUUAUGAUCAACUCCUUCAUCUUAUUUGAGAGGGAAUAGAAUUCAGUGAAACAG
Messenger RNA from Linum trigynum, 2305 nucleotides. NCBI's taxonomy places the organism in Eukaryota, Viridiplantae, Streptophyta, Magnoliopsida, Malpighiales, Linaceae. The record is from the annotation of a GenBank genome assembly.